Messenger RNA from Effrenium voratum, 732 nucleotides. NCBI's taxonomy places the organism in Eukaryota, Dinophyceae, Suessiales, Symbiodiniaceae. The record is from the annotation of a GenBank genome assembly.
AUGGCGAUGGUCAGUUACGCGGCUGGCCGGCCGAAGGGCAGCCGCAGCCGACCGAAGAAGAAGGACGACGAUCCCAAGGAUCCCAAGGAGCCGAAGGAUCCCAAGGAGCCGAAGGAUCCCAAGGAGCCGAAGGAUCCCAAGGAGCCGAAGGAUCCCAAGGAGCCGAAGGAUCCCAAGGAGCCGAAGGAUCCCAAGGAGCCGAAGGAUCCCAAGGAGCCGAAGGAUCCCAAGGAGUCGGGCUACCAGGUGGCCUUCGCCCCAAGUCUGACCCUCCCAAGUGAACAGCUGGCAGGGGACGGAUCAGCGUCGUCAAAGACAGGAGUCAAGGCUCUGCAAGCAAAGAGCGAGCAAAGCAGGAGAGUCCUCGCUACUGAAGGUCAAAUCGACAGAGGAGGUGCCUUCGAGCUCCCGCCUCCGGGCGGCCUCGGCGGACUCCAACGCCUCCUAUGUCUCUGCGGUGUCCACCAGAGAGAGCCCACAGCUCGAGCUGGUCCUUCUGUGCCUGCGACACCAGUUUCUCAGGCCUCCCAGGACGUGGACGCCUCAGGCUACAAGCAGCGCAGAGCCAUGGUUUUGGCGCAGCAGCGGUACCGGGAAACUAUGUCCUACGGAAGAAGGCGACAAAGCGCGCUAGCACAAAGCGGCGACAGCAAAUUCUUGUCCUUCGCUGAGUACAGGAAAGCAAUGUCUUACGGGGCCCGCCGUGCGCAAGAAGUCGCAGCUGAAGCCUAG